Molecule: messenger RNA, 873 nt
Organism: Hymenoscyphus albidus
Lineage: Eukaryota; Fungi; Ascomycota; Leotiomycetes; Helotiales; Helotiaceae
Source: the annotation of a GenBank genome assembly
AUGUUGUUCUCCAUGUCUCCCGAAAAGAAGAUGGCCGGCGCUGGCUACAUCACCCUCAACAUCAUUCGAGUUUUCAACAUCAUUUCCCUUCUCCUCGUCGCCAUAGCAAGCUGGGUCAUGCUAGUCAUGACUGUCAAAACUUCCAAGUUCUUCCUCUUUGACGGGGCUUCUCACUUCGUCACAAGUGCCGUUGCAUGCUUCCUCGUCGUCUCCGAAUGCAAUCUCUUUCAACGGUACUUCAGAAAGAACUGGCCAAACUUGAGUCCCGAAGCCGGCUUCGUCCCUCUAGGAUUGGCCAUGGUUGUUCUCGGCUUCAACACCUUGGGCAACCUCAAUAAGCCAGCCACCAGCGUAGAGAACUUGGGACUUGCUCUUUGGCGUAUAGUUAUUGCAGCAGGUAUUCUCACAACGACGUUCGGUGUCGCCAAUAUCAUUGCCACAUUCAUCUUCUCAAGUAUCAGAGAGGGAAUUACCGGCAGACAAGUCCGUGAUCACGGUGCCACAACAUAUCCCAAAUCAUCAUCUUCUGGAUCAACAUAUACCCGCUCGAGUGGCAGUGUUCGAAAGCCAGAGAAUACCGUUCUUCCAACCUAUAGCCGUCCAACUUCCCCCGAGGAGCGUCGCAGAUCGAAAUUCGGCUUCAACCUUCCCUUCCGCAAUUCCACAAUUGGGAAGCCCAUGCAGACCACAAAUGAGCGAGUCUCAAACUGGGAUGACCGAAGCUCACCAGUUGCUCCCGAAGUACAGCGGCCUCCUACCUCUCUACACCCAGCUUUGAGUGUCCCAGAGCCAUCGUACGGCAGCCGUCCGCCACCACCAAAAUCUUCGAGAUACAGCGUGGUCAGUGACAUGACACAAUUUACAAGAUUCUGA